This is a messenger RNA of Porites lobata, 1459 nucleotides long. The record is from the annotation of a GenBank genome assembly. NCBI's taxonomy places the organism in Eukaryota, Metazoa, Cnidaria, Anthozoa, Scleractinia, Poritidae.
AUGCCAGUGUCAUUGAACAUUGAUGCCAAUAAUAUGUACCUGAUACCUGCCAAAGAGACAAUAUGUAUCAAAGAUCAAGAAAGUGACUUUGCUUUGGUGAUAUAUCUUUUUAGAGUAAGCUCUGACAACAACGCUACUAUCUUCCAAAGAGUAAUGGCCCAAGUGUUACACCAACAUGGAGGAGACGAAAGGUGUCCAUAGACAAGGGCCGUGAUGGAAGGUACACUGUCAUUCACAUAAGGCAAUUCACGGUCCAACCUUUAUAAUUGCUGUGGUCACCCUUUGGGAAGGGGGAAAAUGACGGGUUAGUUUGACCCAUUUAAUACAGGUUCAAAACGCUUUAAGGGACGUUAACAAAAACACUACAAAGAUACAGUAGUGAGUGAGAGUAGCGAGGGAUUAAUCCUUAACUACCUCAAGGAGUUUUCCAUUCCUCCAGAUGAAGAGAGAAAAAAAGUCAACAAUAAAACAGUUCAUUACAAGGAAUGCACAAUUUCAUUUAGUGCAGCGGUAUGCUAAUUGUUUUAAGAAGUGACCAUUUAAACAGCCUGAAAGUGGGACUGCUUAAUGUAAAUUUACCUGUAUUCAUAUGUAUAAUAGUCACACAUCAUUAAAGUCGGACAAAUUUAGGCCAUCUCCUGUUUAUUUUAAUUUUGGAACAGAUCACGUGAUAUAAUAUAAAUAUAACAUCAAUUAAGAUUUUAACCAUCCAGUGGUAGCUUCAUAUCAUUUGUAAAACAUUGACAGGUUGGCCGCAGUGUUUAUAAGUGAUGAAUUACCUUUGUCCUUAAGCAAAGAAGAAAAUCUUAAUUGUUUUAUUUGCUGGGCACCCUGAAUUUUAUAAGUUAGAGUAAUUGGUUCCCCUACAAUACAUCAUUUCCUAGAAUACAGUCCCCUGUACUGAUGUAAGCCUGUGCUAAUGCUAGACACCUUACUUUAGCAUUACAACAGCUGCUCUACAAAGAUAUUUUCAGUCAUUAAAUGAGACUAGAAGACUGAAAAAUUCUGAAAAAUAUGAAGAUCAUAAAAGGAGGACACGCAUGUUGCAUGAUUUCUUAGAGUAACCUGAUGUAAACCUUGGAUGCUUAGUUGGUUUAAGUGGCUUGUUAUCUCUGAAAAGGCAGUAAAUAACAUAUCUACUGACCAUAUCUUUUCAUUCAAAAAACAACAAUUUAUUAUAAGAUUUAAUUUUUGUGAUGUACAGAAUAAUAAGAGAGAUUAGUCUGGAUAUUGUUUAAGUCUCAUUUAAUUAUACUCUUUUGUUACAUAUCCAAUGGUGGAAUCAGUUGGAUUGGACAUGUAUUGUAAUGAGUUCUGGCCCACCACCUACUCUUACUCUGUUUCUUUCUUUUAGAAGUUAACAAGGAGGACAGCUACCCUAGCAAUGGUGAAAUGGGGCGACAACCAUGAGAAUGGAAGAAAAGGUCCUCCUGAUGGAGACAAUGAGCAGCGAGGAUAG